Fibroporia radiculosa is the source of this 1230-nucleotide messenger RNA. RefSeq lists its product as uncharacterized. Gene Ontology annotation, molecular function: 8-oxo-7,8-dihydroguanine DNA N-glycosylase activity; damaged DNA binding. The coding region runs from base 1 to 1230 and encodes 409 amino acids. Gene Ontology annotation, biological process: nucleotide-excision repair; base-excision repair; base-excision repair, AP site formation. Gene Ontology annotation, cellular component: nucleus. Lineage: Eukaryota; Fungi; Basidiomycota; Agaricomycetes; Polyporales; Fibroporiaceae. The transcript is spliced from 5 exons. The record is from RefSeq and is a predicted model, not a curated record.
AUGCGGUCAAUCAUUCCGCUGGCGGAGCACAAUCCCCCUUCGUACGAGUAUCGCCUUUGCCUCCGAGAUCGUGUCAUUUGUCUACGCCAAACGUCUGAUGCUCUGCUUUACCGUUCAGUGUUCCCUGGGCCAUCGCCAGAUCCGGACUUGGAGGACCAGCGCGAGGCGGAGACCCUCAAAUGGAUACAUGACUACUUUCAGCUUAAAGUCGACCUUUCUGAGCUAUACAAACAAUGGGGAGCUCGAGAUGCCGUCUUUCAUAGCCGUAAAGACCGGUUCAGCGGCAUAAGGAUGCUCAGACAGGAUCCAUUUGAGAACCUGAUCUCGUUUAUCUGCUCAUCCAAUAACAACAUAGGUCGUAUCACCAAGAUGAUUCAAGCUCUCUGCCGACAUUACUCCACUACGUUGGUCACUCUUCCACCCCCAGCAGACUUUUCGAGCACCUCAGGACAACCAUCGGGCGAAUCUCAUGCAUAUCAUCCAUUUCCACCACCGUCCGUCCUAGCGGCUCCCGGCGUCGCAGGCACUCUUCGCACUUUAGGAUUUGGCUAUCGGGCCGAUUUCAUUCAGAAAACGGCCAAGAUGCUCGUAGAUACUCAUGGCGGGACUGAUCGAGAUGCGUUGGAGCCCGCCGAGAGAUGGCUCCUCACACUCAGAGAAAAAAGCACACAAGAAGCACGGGAAGAGCUGCUCAAGUUUAUGGGAGUAGGCAGGAAGGUUGCGGACUGUAUAUUGCUCAUGAGUCUGGACAAAAACGAAGUGAUACCCGUCGAUACCCAUGUUCACCAGAUUGCUAUGAAGCAUUAUGGCGUCAAUGGAUCGUCCAAGGCAAAGACUGCUAUGACACCAAAGUUGUACGAUGAAGUGAGCAACAAGCUUGCCAUUAUCUGGGGUAGCUACGCCGGGUGGGCACAUUUGGUCUUGUUCACAUCUGACUUGAAGUCUUUCGCCUCGUAUGGUCUUCCUACCCCUUCUCCCUCUCCAUCAGUCCAAGUGGAAGUUGGCCGUAUUUCGCGCAAGCGAAAAGUAGGCCUUGCAACGCUGCCUACCAUCCCACCUCCGCAGACCACUAGCAAGAGCUCCCGCGCCCGAGCAGGGGCGUCGCUUCGUACAGAUGCAGAGGCUGGGUCUACUUUGCCUGUCUAUGAGGAAUCUGGUUUGAGUAUGGCAGAUCGCGUGAAAAGACGCAGACGCGCUGAGAAGGCUAUCAACGUGGCUGCUGCCAGUUAG